AUGGUCACUGGGGUUGACUUCCUCAAAGGCAAGAACACACGCCUGCAUCACACCAAUGCGUACGAAAACCAAAGCCUGGUGGCGAGACGCGGGCAGGGCAUCGAGAUGAAGCUGUUGUUCAACAAGGAGCUGAGUGCCAGCGACAAGCUGAAGCUGCAGCUCAGCAUCGGUGAGGAACCAAUGAAGAACCAGGGGACCCUGAUCUCCCUGAACCUGAGGUCUGGGAAGAGCUGCAACGGCUGGCGUGCCACCAUUAUCACGUCCUCCAACAAAGAGUGCCUGGUGACUGUGACCAGUCCACCCAAUGCCAUCGUUGGAAAAUACAGCCUGAAGGUGGUGACGGGGUCGAACAGCUAUAAGCCUGAAAAUGAUGCUGUCUACCUUUUGUUCAACCCCUGGUGUAAAGAGGAUACUGUGUUCAUGGCUGGCGAUGCUGAAAGGAACGAGUACGUGCUCAAUGACAUGGGAUACAUCUACGUUGGAUCAGCAGACCACAUCCGCGGUAGACCUUGGAAUUUUGGACAGUUUGAGGACUUAGUCUUGGAAUCCUGCAUGUAUCUACUGGACCAAAGCAAACUCAAGCCAAACGCUAGAAGGGAUCCUGUGCUUGUGUCCAGAGCCAUGUCUGCUUUGGUCAAUGCCAACGAUGACAGAGGCGUCUUGAUGGGGAACUGGUCAGGGAUGUACACCGGCGGGACCUCCCCUCUUGUGUGGGUGGGGAGUGUUGCAAUUUUGCAGCAGUACUACAAAACGAAGCAGUCUGUGCUUUAUGGUCAGUGCUGGGUCUUCUCAGGAGUCCUCACUACAGUCAUGCGCUGCUUGGGGAUCCCAUCCCGGAGCGUGAGUAACUUCGAUUCGGCACACGACACAGAGGAAAACCUGAGAGUGGACAUUUACUUGAAUGAAAAUAGAGAGCCACUGAGCAAUCUGACAUCGGACUCCAUCUGGAACUUCCAUGUGUGGAAUGAUGUGUGGAUGAAGCGUCCGGACUUGCCAGCUGGGUUUGACGGCUGGCAGGCCAUCGAUUCGACCCCUCAGGAGCAAAGUCAAGGUGUUUACCAGUGCGGUCCGUCUCCGCUGAAGGCUGUCCUGGAAGGGCACGUGUAUGUGAACUACGACAGCAAGUUUGUGUAUGCGGAAGUGAAUGCUGACAAAGUCUACUGGAAGGUGAAUGUGGUGAAUGGCCGGAAUAAACACACCAAACUCGCUGUGGUUACCAACGCCGCCGGCAAGAACAUCAGCACCAAAGCCGUGGGGCAGAACAAGCGCGAAGACAUCACCAUGCAGUACAAGUACCCUGAAGGCUCACUAAAGGAAAGACUGUCUAUGCAGACAGCUACCUCCUUCCUCUCAGGAAGCGGAUCUGGGACACGCUAUGCUUCAGCCAUCGUUCCCAGGGCUAGGAUGCGAGACAAUGUGGGCCCUAGCCCUAGGGACCACGACGAGGAGCCCCCCAAGCCUGAGCUCGAGCUUGAGAUAACCAGCAAAAGUCCUUUGUAUCCUGGCAAGCCUAUUGAUCUGGACAUCAUAGUGAAGACCUUUGCUCCCAAGAGCCAGACCAUCCAUAUUGCUGCCUCCUGCCAGCUGCAGUCCUAUACAGGAAAAAUUAAGGCCAAUAUUGGAUGCAUCAAGGAGACCAUCAAGCUUGAAAGCAAAUCUGAAGGGAAGGUCCCUCUGAAAAUAGCGGCUGACAAAUACAUGGGGAUGCUGGCCUCAGUGGGAGAUGAAGAUGUCAUCAAAGUCACUGUCAUCGCCGAGAUCGAGGGAACGGAUAAAAAAUUCGCCAAGGAUAUGUCGCUGACCUUCCAGUACCCCCCCAUCACUGUCGAGAUGCCAGAGACGGCGAAAGUGGACGAGGAGUUCUCCUGCGCCUUCGUCUUCAAGAACACGCUGAGUGUGGCCCUGCAAGACUGCAAGCUGUGUGUGGAGGGCCUGGGCAUGUUUAAGCUGACCACGUUUGAUCAAGGGGACAUUGAGCCUGGUAAGAUCAUUAAGUCCAGAAUAAUCUGCACUCCAAAGAGAGCAGGAGAGAAGAAAAUAGUAGCCACGCUGGCCUCAAUCCAGGUCAAGGGGAUAUCUGUGGAGAAAACCAUCACUAUCGCCGAGUAG
Molecule: messenger RNA, 2109 nt
Organism: Tinamus guttatus (white-throated tinamou)
Lineage: Eukaryota; Metazoa; Chordata; Aves; Tinamiformes; Tinamidae
Source: RefSeq, a predicted model, not a curated record